AUGGAACAGAAUAUCCAUCCAAUCGUCAUUAAACUUACGAUGCCUAUUGCCAUAUUGGGUAUCAUUGGCAACUCAUUUGUUAUCAUAUCGAUAUUACAACGACGAAGUCUAUUGACAAGCAACUACUACUUCUAUAUUUUACAUCUCGCCAUUUGCGAUGAUUUUUGGCUGUUUCUACACUUUGUCUAUUUGAUCCAGUUACAACAUAAAAUAGAAGUUGUGCAUGAUCCCGUAUACUGUCCCAUUUUCGCACUAUCUGUCUCGUUUUCCGAAGCCGGAUGUUUAGCGAUGCUUACCAUUUCAGCUUUACGCUAUCGUGCAACGGCACAUCCCUUUAAAAACCCCGUCAGUCGAAGGACGUUGAAAGUUCUUUGUGCCUUGAUGUACAUUGUAUCGUUCAUUAUAAGCUACGCAACAGUCCUACCAUACUGUUUGGGUAUCGAGGACCAAAUUUGGCUGAACAUACUUAUGGGCGUAUUUAUCUUUGGUUUUUCCUUCUUCGUUACGUUAAUGAUGGCGGUCAUUUAUUGCAAAAUAGCUCAAAUUCUUUUCCACGAAAAAAACAUUUUCCCAAUAUCUCAUGAUCAGAAUGCAUUCGCCGCUUCGUUCAGCAGACAAAGAUAUCGCCGAAAUCGUAAGAUAUUUGUUGUUUGUAUCAUGACAGUGAUCUUCUACGCAAUUGGAAAUGUUCCUAUUGCCAUUGCCUUGUAUCUUCAACAAGAAAGGACACAUGCAUCGCCUGUGUUUUUUGACAUAAGUCGCUUUCUUAGAAUUGUCACAACUCAUGCUAUCAAUCCCUUUAUCUAUGGAUUUUUGGACAGAAAACUGAUGAAAUUUUGGAGAAAUUGCCGAAAAAGAAGGUAA
Xenia sp. Carnegie-2017 is the source of this 864-nucleotide messenger RNA. Its product is annotated as type-1 angiotensin II receptor-like. Gene Ontology annotation, molecular function: corazonin receptor activity. The coding region runs from base 1 to 864 and encodes 287 amino acids. Lineage: Eukaryota; Metazoa; Cnidaria; Anthozoa; Malacalcyonacea; Xeniidae. The transcript has a single exon. The record is from RefSeq and is a predicted model, not a curated record. Gene Ontology annotation, cellular component: membrane. Gene Ontology annotation, biological process: neuropeptide signaling pathway.